AUGACAGGAGCCAUCGAAAUCAAUCUCAAUGACAUAGAAAUCGAUCCCGAGUCUCUUGAAGGCGUCAUGGACGUAUCUGAUAACCCUCAGGUGUUGGAGUACUUAAAGUUUAAACAUAUGCACCAAGAAAACUUUCUCAGGGAUGUUGCCAAUAAAGGGUUGAAGAAACCAGAACGUACCACUCAACCUCCACCUCCACCUCAACCUCAAAGGAGAUCAAUGAAUUACUGA
Messenger RNA from Lizanozyma spartinae, 231 nucleotides. RefSeq lists its product as uncharacterized. The coding region runs from base 1 to 231 and encodes 76 amino acids. The transcript has 2 exons. The record is from RefSeq and is a predicted model, not a curated record. Lineage: Eukaryota; Fungi; Ascomycota; Pichiomycetes; Serinales; Debaryomycetaceae.